Molecule: messenger RNA, 1462 nt
Organism: Paramecium octaurelia
Lineage: Eukaryota; Ciliophora; Oligohymenophorea; Peniculida; Parameciidae
Source: the annotation of a GenBank genome assembly
AUGCUUCUUAUUUGGAAAACAAACAAAGCGAAAACUCUAAAUUGUAAUUUUCAGCACUACCAAAUUCAAUCAAUAAAAAUAGCUUUUCAAAUUGAAAAAUAACAAGUUAAGCAUCCUGAUUCUGAUUCGUCUAUGUUUUCAUAUGUUACAAGUUUAAUCUAAAUGAGAUUCUAGAGAAUCUUUUUGUUAUUGUUUUCUAAUCAUGAGGAAGGCCUUGUCUAUUUGAUAGAUUUAGCAACGAAAGAUUAUAAAUAAUGUUUUCAGAUAAAAUAUCAAGUUUCCAAAGAAGAUUGCCUAAUUAAAGAAGUCUAGGAUUUAAUUAGAUUUUUGCACAAAUUCAUUUUUCAUAGCUAUGACAAAAGAUAGAAACUAUUUAGAAGAAAUUACUUUGUUGAUAAUUAUUAGAAAUUUUGUGUAAUUAGGUUGAAAUAAAGGAAUAUCAAGAAAAGAAAAGGCCAUUGGAUUUUCUAAAGCUCCCUAAAGAUUGGUGUACUCAAAAUUAUUUUCUGCAGCCUAUGAAGUUAGAGUUGCCUUGCUCGAAGAUUUUGUUUAGGUGGUUACAAGAGCAUAAUAAGAACAAUUAAAAAAAUCAUUUUAGGUAAUAAAUUUUAUAGAAAUCUGAAAUAAUCAAAAUCAUUUAUCCAUUAUAGUUUUUUUAUCUGCAAGGAAAAAAUUUAAAACUAAACCAAUACCUUAGUUAGAGCAGGCAAAUUUUAAUAAAGUAAAUUUUGGCAUUAUAUUAAUUUUCAUUUUAUGUAUUUAGGCAAAUUUUUUAAAGAAACCACUGACUUCAUUAUUUCUUAAUUCAGAUUAAUGAAUAGUUGUUUAUCAUCUCAAUUAAGAGAUUCAUUUAUCUGAAUAGAAAUAAAAUAAGACAUGAAUCUAUUAAAUCAAAUCUUUAUUUUAGACUUGAUAAUAGUUUGCUAUAAAGAGAUCAAAAUAAUAUUGUGUUAUUCUAUAAGAAAACUAGUAGAUCUCAGAAUUCAAAGGAUUAAAUUGAACUGCAUUGUACAAUCUAUAAAUAAAAUAAUAAGGGUCUCUCAAAUUGGUAAACUAUUUUAACAAGAAAAUCCAAAGCCAUACUAUUUUGGACUAUAGUAUGUAUAAGCAUUAAUUGCUGAUUGAAAAGGAUAUUGAGAAAAAGACUAUGCUUUAAAAAAAAUAAAGAGGAAUUGGAGAGUCUUUAUUUGCUCAAUUAAGAUUAUAUCUGGAAUUUCAUCUCUGUAACUAAUUACUAGUGACUUUUAUCAAUGUAGCAAAGCUAAAUUUCCAAAAACGAUAAGAGCAUUAGUAUAUGGAGCAAGUGAAAAAGCUUUGUAAGAAGCGGUGCUAAAUUAACAUCGCGGUAUAGUUCCUUAUUAUUCUUUACGAGAGUUGGAACUUAAAAAUAAGAUAAAUAAGAUCCAUUGUUUCUAGUGAGAAAAAAGACUUAAGACUAUAAUUUAGCUUUGAAAUUACCUGA